UCGUCGUCUUCCUGCGCCGACGAGGGUUUAGGGUUUUUGCGCAAUCCUCGUUCGAUCUCGAAUCGCUCCCCCAAUCCAUGGCCGCUCCCCAUCCGUCAACCCACCUCAAAUCCCAGAAGAAGAGCAGGAAGAACCAAACCCCCGAAGCCAAUUUCCAGGUCGCCCUGAACUCGCUGUCCAAGACCCGAGAUCUGCCGGGCGCGAUCGCCCUGUACGAGGGAGCCGCCGCAUCGCGGGGGGUCCGCCUCAACCAGCACCAUUUCAAUGCCCUCCUCUACAUCUGCUCCAACGCCGUGGCCGAGGCUUCGCUCAAGGAGUCGGCCUUGGACCACGGGUUCCGGAUCCACGCCCACAUGGAGUCCUGCGGGGUGGCCCCCAGCGAGGCCACGGUCACCGCGGUGGCGAGGCUCGCCGCGGCGAGAGGGGACGGGGACUACGCCUUCGGGUUGGUUAGGAAGAUGGGGGAGCGCGGGAUCGCGCCCCGCCUGCGCACGUAUGAUCCGGCGUUGUAUUGCUUCUGCGGGGCGCUGGAGGCCGACAAGGCGUACGAGGUGGAGGAGCAUAUGCGGAGCGCGGGGCUGAGUUUGGAGGAGCCGGAGCUGUCGGCGCUGUUGAGGGUUAGCGCGGAGACGGGGAGGGAGGAGAGGGUUUAUGAGUAUCUGCAUAAGUUGAGGGAUUGUGUCCGGUGGGUGAGCGAAGAGACUGCCGUGUCGAUCGAGAGUUGGUUUAGCGGAGAGAAGGCUGUUGGGGUUGGCGAUGCGAAUUACGAUCGAAGCCGUGUUAAAGAUGUGGUUUUGAGGAAUGGAGGGGGAUUUCAUGGUCUCGGGUGGAUUGGGAAGGGAAACUGGGUAGUGAGAAGAGGUAAUGUGGAUGAAAAUGGGGUUUGUAGUUGCUGUGGAGAGCGACUGGCUUGCGUGGAUAUCGAUGAUAUGGAAACCGAGAGCUUUGCCAGUUCUAUUGCAGCAUUGGCCUUUGAAAGGGAGUCAAAGGCAAAUUUUAGUGACUUUCAGGAUUGGCUUGAAAAGCAUGCUGAUUACGAGGCCAUAGUUGAUGGAGCAAACAUUGGCCUCUAUCAACAGAAUUUUGCAGAUGGUGGCUUCAGUGUUCCUCAGCUUGAUGCUGUUGUGAAAGAACUGUAUGGAAGGAGCAAAGGCAAAUGGCCACUUGUUAUCCUGCACAAUAAGCGCCUUAAAGGUCUUUUGGAAAGUUCUCCCCACAAACAGCUGCUUCAGGAAUGGAUAGAUAAGGGUGUUUUGUACACAACACCAAGUGGAUCUAAUGAUGAUUGGUAUUGGCUUUAUGCUGCUGUGAGGCUCAGGUGUCUUCUUCUGACGAACGAUGAAAUGCGAGAUCAUAUUUUUGAACUCCUAGGAAGCAAAUUUUUCUCCAAGUGGAAGGAGAGACAUCAGGUAUUUUUUGUCAAGUUGCCAGAGUUGCCUGAGCUUCUACAUCCCUUUCAGAAUGUUACUAAGGUUCGAUACACAUUUGUAAAAGGUAGUCCAGUGCUUAUAAUGCCACUCCCAUUUUCUCCGGUCAUCCAGGAAUCUGAGACAGGGUCUUGGCAUGUACCUGUCAAGGAUGACAGCAAUGAGGAAAUUGUAAGAACUUGGGUAUGCAUCACCAGGCCAAGCGUCUGCAAGAGUUCCAAUGGAGUUUUAGCAAGUAAAGAGUCUCCUGAAGGUAGCAAUAAUUUCCUUAACAAUCAUAAACUAUUGAAUUCAAGCAAACCAGGAACUACUACAGAGGACAGCAAUGCACUAGGCAGCAUAGGUUUUUCUCAGGAUUGCGUGAAUAAUACAAACAUCAUGACACGUAAAAGAAAAGAGAGGUCUUCAUCUCCUCCGCCAUUGGCAUCUUCUUCUUAGGCGCAGUUUUCAUAACAGCAAAUUAGCAGAGAAAAUGAUUGAAUUUGAUGUUGGAAGUUGAUGAUUGAGAUGCUUUGCUCCGGAAUGAGUUUUGCAAAGAUAUUGUUGUAAUCUGAAUUAUCAAUUUUGUAUGCGAUAAUUCUCCAUGAAUUAUUUUCUACAUUGAAUCACAAGAUCAUUGCCGGUGUA
This is a messenger RNA of Eucalyptus grandis, 2054 nucleotides long. RefSeq names its product proteinaceous RNase P 2. The transcript has 6 exons. Gene Ontology annotation, biological process: tRNA 5'-leader removal. Bases 78 to 1865 code for a protein of 595 amino acids. The record is from RefSeq and is a predicted model, not a curated record. Lineage: Eukaryota; Viridiplantae; Streptophyta; Magnoliopsida; Myrtales; Myrtaceae. Gene Ontology annotation, molecular function: protein binding; ribonuclease P activity.